Drosophila yakuba is the source of this 1446-nucleotide messenger RNA. RefSeq lists its product as uncharacterized. Gene Ontology annotation, molecular function: nucleic acid binding. The record is from RefSeq and is a predicted model, not a curated record. NCBI's taxonomy places the organism in Eukaryota, Metazoa, Arthropoda, Insecta, Diptera, Drosophilidae. The coding region runs from base 1 to 1446 and encodes 481 amino acids. The transcript is spliced from 5 exons.
AUGUCGAUCCCACGGCUGGAACUACAGGUAGCAGUUCUUGGAACCAGGCUCAUGAACACGAUCAAGGAGGAGCACAGUGUGGUCAUCUCGGACCUAGUGCUAUGGAUGGACUCGAAGACGGUGCUGAGGUGGAUCGGCAGCACGCACCGCCGUUAUAAGCAGUUUUGUUGGCAACCGAGUGGCGGAGAUUCUGGAUUCGUCGAAGGUUUCUCAGUGGAGAUGGAAAUUCUCGAGCUUCAAUCGCCUGGUGAGGACCACAGCCUGGGUCUUACGGUUUGCGCGCCGGUGCCGAAACAGAAAGGCGAUCUCGAGGAAUACGGCCUUACUGCAGCAGAAUGUGAGGUCGUGGAGAACCUGUUGGUCAGACAGGCACAACUGGAGUCGUUCCCCGACGAGAUAAGAAUUGAUGCCGCACUGUGCAUGCCGUACAGUGCGAGGAGGCCCAUCAUACUGUCACACAGGCACAGUCUGACGGAUCUGAUUGUGCGACAUUUCCACGCCAGGAUGAUGCACCAAAACGUUGAUGUUACAAUUGCGGAGAUUCGGACGAGCUUCUGCGUCACGAGGAUGAGGCGUGUGAUGAGGAGUGUCAUCGCAUCGCGCAACAAGUGCAAGUUGCAGCGAGCUCGGCCGAUGCCGCCAAUAAUGGGACCCCAUCCAGUGGACAGAUUGGAUGCGGGUGGAUGGCCAUUCAAGCACACUGGACUAGACUACUUUGCGCCACGGUUGGUGACUGUGUCCCGUCACAAGGAGAAGCGUUGGGUAGCCUUGUUUACGUGCUUGACGACAAAGGCGAUUCAUCUGGAGUUGGCGCAUGAUCUGUCGACGGAUUCCUGCAUAAUUGCGAUCAGGAACUUCGUCUGCCGUAGAGGGCCAGUACAUAGACUGCGCAGCGAUAUCGGCAAGAACUUCGUGGGAGCUGACAGGGAAGCCAGACGCUUUGGUGACGUGUUCGAGAUGGAGAAGUUUCAGAUAAACCCGUCUGAGGGCGGAGUAUGGGAGCGCAUGGUGCAGUGCGUCAAACGUGUACUGCGUCAUACCCUGAAGGAAGUUGUGCCGAGGGAUCACGUAUUGGAGAGUUUCCUGAUUGAAGCGGAGAAUAUUGUCAACUCGCGUCCGCUUACCCACUUGCCUGUGGAUGCGGACCAGGAGGCGUCGUUGACGCCUAAUGACCUACUCAAGGGAGUCGCCAAUCUGCCGGAUACGCCUGGAUUGGAUGCGGAGCUGCCCAACGAGAAAUGGUGUCGCCGAACGGAGCCCAUCCACCAGGGUGAUCUGGUCUUCGUCUGCAAUCCUGCCUUGCCCCGACGAGAGUUGUGCAAGGGCAUCGUGGAGGAGGUCUACAGCGGAGCUGAUGGAGUCAUCAGACGCGCUAAGGUGAGCGUGAACGACAACGGCCAAUCGAGGACAAUGAUGCGACCCGUCUUCGCCUGGUACUGCCGCUGA